UGUGUGAAUGGGCUCCAGGGAGAACUAGAUCGAUAUGGCGGCUGGAGGGAGCGGUGCUAAGUCGUUUCUAGCCGAUGCCGGUUAUGGAGAGCAGGAGCUGGAUGCCAACUCGGCGCUCAUGGAGUUAGAUAAAGGAUUAAGGUCUGGCAAGCUCGGGGAGCAGUGUGAAGCCGUUGUCCGUUUUCCAAGACUGUUUCAAAAAUAUCCGUUCCCAAUCCUGAUUAAUUCUGCAUUCCUCAAGCUGGCUGAUGUCUUCAGAGUGGGCAAUAAUUUUCUCCGACUGUGUGUACUGAAAGUGACCCAGCAGAGCGAGAAGCACCUCGAGAAGAUCCUGAAUGUGGAUGAGUUUGUGAAGAGGGUCUUCUCUGUUAUACACAGCAAUGACCCCGUCGCUCGAGCGAUUACUCUCCGAAUGCUGGGCAGCAUGGCAUCCAUAAUUCCCGAUCAAAAGAACGCCCACCACAGUAUACGGCAAAGCCUGGAUUCUCACGACAAUGUGGAGGUGGAGGCCGCUAUAUUUGCUGCGUCUCAUUUUUCUGCACAGUCAAAAGAUUUUGCUGCUGGAAUCUGUAACAAAAUUGGAGAAAUGAUCCAAGGCUUGGCCACCCCAGUCGAUUUAAAGCUGAAGCUGAUUCCCAUUCUACAGCACAUGCACCAUGAUGCCAUUUUGGCUUCUAACAGCCGACAUCUUCUGCAGCAGCUUGUCACCUCGUACCCCUCUACAAAGAUGGUGAUUGUCACACUGCACACCUUCACCUUGCUCGCUGCAUCUUCCUUAGUGGACAUUCCUAAACAGAUUCAGCUGUUGCUGCAGUACCUGAAGAAUGACCCCAGGAAAGCGGUGAAGAGACUUGCUAUUCAGGAUCUGAAAUUUCUGGCCAACAAAACUCCCCACACCUGGAACAGGGACAAUAUACAGGCUUUAUGUGAAUGUGCUCUUCAGACACCAUACGACAGCCUGAAACUGGGAAUGGUCUCUGUGCUCUCUACUCUCUCCGGCAGCAUCUCUAUCAAGCAGUACUUCAAUUCUGCCCCAGGGGCCAUAUCGGGUACAGCCAGGUAUACUGACCUGAUUAAGCUGGCACAGGAGUGCAGUUAUCACAGUAAUCGCGGCAUUGCUGCUCACGGGGUGACCGUCCUCACCAAUAUUGUAGCUUCUUGUCAGGAUAUAGAUCCUUUGGCUCUGGAGAAGGAUGCUGUAUUUGGCCUUGAAUCUCUUCUUGUCCUGAGCAGUCAGGACAGCAGCGCUGGUGCACAGCAGACUUUAAAGACCGCGUUGUCCUGCAUGGUGAAGCUGGCAAAGUGCCGCCCGUAUCUGAGCCAGUCUGUAGUGGAAUCCCUCCUCACUCAGUUGCACAACGCACAGGACUCUGCCAGGAUCUGUCUGUGUCAUUGUCUGGCCUCUGUGGCCAUGCAGCUGCCGGUGCUCGGGGACGGGAUGUUGGGGGACCUGGUGGAACUGUACAAAGUCAUUGGCCGAUCGACCACAGACAAACAACAGGAGCUGUUGGUUGCUCUUGCUACCGUUAUUUUUGUGGCGAGCCAAAAAGCAUUGUCACCUGAAGUGAAGACUGUGAUAAAGCAACAGCUGGAGAAUGUCUCUAAUGGUUGGACUGUGUACAGAAUAGCCAGACAAGCCUCUCGUAUGGGGAACCAUGACAUGGCUCAGGAGCUGUAUCAGAGUCUUCUCACAAAGGUGGCUUCUGAACAUUUUUACUUUUGGCUGAACAGUCUGAAGGAAUUCUCUCUUGCCGAGCAAUGUCUGACCCAGCUACAGGAGGACGACAUUGGCCUGGCCCUGUCAGCCAUUGCUGAUUCCCUCAAAUCCUACCACAAAGGAAUAGCUUCACUUACGGCAGCCAGCACCCCUAUGAAUCCACUGAGCUUCCAGUGUGAGUUUGUAAAGCUGAGGAUUGAUCUCCUUCAAUCUUUUUCUCAACUGAUCUGCACCUGUAACAGCCUGAAGACCAGCCCUCCUCCAGCCAUCGCUGCAACGAUAGCCAUGACCUCCGGCAAUGACCUCCAGCGCUGCGGCCGCAUCUCUACGCAGAUGAAGCAGUCUAUGGAGGAUUUCAAGAACCUAGCCACACGCUAUGGAGACCUCUAUCAAUCCUCUUUUGAUGCUGAUUCUACAACACUCAGAAACCUAGAAAUACAACAGCAGAGCUGCCUUUUAAUCUCUCAUACUGUAGAAGCCUUGAUCUUGGAUCCAGACUCGUGCAGUUUCCAGGAAAGCAGUUUCAGCGGGUCUUUACAAGCUGACAGUGAGUACGAGCGCAGGAUGAUGUCUGUCUUCAACCAGGUUCUGGAGGAGGUCGAGCUACUGAGCAGAAAGCAUCAGCCGGUCUCAUACCUGCACACCUCGUGCCUGUGUAACGCAGCCAUCCGCCUCCUGAAAGUGCCUCUCUCCUUCCAGAGGUAUUUUUUCCAGAAGCUGCAGUCUACGAGCAUCAAGCUGGCCUUGUCUCCAUCACCACGAAAUCCUACAGAGCCUAUAGCUGUACAGAGCAACCAGCAGAUGGCCCUGAAGGUGGAAGGGGUGGUUCAGCACGGCUCCAAACCGGGGUUGUUCCGUAAGAUCCAGUCUGUCUGCCUCAGCGUCUCCUCCACACUGCAGAGCAAACCGGGACAAGACUAUAAAUUGCCAGCAGAAGGGGUGAGGAGUGAGAUAGAGCAGCGGGUCGAACCCCACAACGACUACUUCAGCACCCAGUUCCUGUUAAACCUGGCUGUCCUCGGAACGCACCAGAUCACCGUAGAAGCAUCUGUCGUGGACUCUAACGGCAUUCUGUGGAAGACAGGCCCUAAGACCACCAUCUUCGUAAAGUCCUUGGAAGACCCUUAUACUCAGCAAGUAAGACUGCAGCAACAGCCCCAGGUCCAGCAGCCCCCGCAGCAGCCGCCGCCGCAGCGAAACGCGUACUCGAGAUUCUAAGGAUCCGGCAGGCAGAAGGAAGGCUUUGUUCCUGCUCAAUGAAUGGAUUUCCUUUUUAUGUUUCUCACAAGUGUAGAAAAAUCUUUUUCUAUAAAAUAUCAAUGUAAUAUACCCGAG
This is a messenger RNA of Bufo gargarizans (Asiatic toad), 3052 nucleotides long. RefSeq names its product integrator complex subunit 7 (gene INTS7). Lineage: Eukaryota; Metazoa; Chordata; Amphibia; Anura; Bufonidae. The coding region runs from base 35 to 2935 and encodes 966 amino acids. The transcript is spliced from 20 exons. The record is from RefSeq and is a predicted model, not a curated record. Gene Ontology annotation, cellular component: integrator complex. Gene Ontology annotation, biological process: snRNA 3'-end processing.